Messenger RNA from Spizellomyces punctatus DAOM BR117, 1749 nucleotides. RefSeq lists its product as uncharacterized. The record is from RefSeq and is a predicted model, not a curated record. Gene Ontology annotation, molecular function: RNA polymerase II cis-regulatory region sequence-specific DNA binding; DNA-binding transcription factor activity, RNA polymerase II-specific. Gene Ontology annotation, biological process: regulation of transcription by RNA polymerase II. Lineage: Eukaryota; Fungi; Chytridiomycota; Chytridiomycetes; Spizellomycetales; Spizellomycetaceae. The coding region runs from base 76 to 1629 and encodes 517 amino acids. The transcript has 5 exons.
GAAAGCAACCUUGACAAGAAAGGCCCCAGGAGCUAACGACAGCCAGUGUACCUUGUGUGUCCCCGAUCCCUUCUCAUGGCGGUGGAGGUGCCGAGGCAUGAUGCUUUGUAUCUCCAAAGAGAUAGACCUGAGUGGAAACACCCGAUUCCAGAGAAUAUGGAGGUGGAAGGCGAACCAGUUGAUGACGCUUUGCCACAGGAAGGCCGACGAACGCAGUUUUCCGAACGAAUUAUGAGUCCCGAUAAUCCCAAGCUGACCGAAACGACCAUCUCCGAUAGUGACGUUAGCGUCGAAAACGAAUCACUAUCAAAUUCCAAACGCAAGCAACCCUGGUGUCCAGACGGCUCUAGCAAGCGUUUAUGUACUGACAGAAGCAGUAUCUCCUCCUCACCCAUCAAGCACUUGUGUCCUUUCGAAGGCUGCAAUAGAGUUUUCACGAAAUCGUCCAAACUGACUCGGCACCAAGUGUCUCAUACAAAUGAGCGCACAUUUGUAUGCCCACAUCCAGGUUGUGACAAAACAUAUUUGCGAGCUGACCAUCUCGCUCGCCACGCUCUUACCCAUGCACCUACACCCGAAUUCCAAAAGCCCUUCAAAUGUGAUCACCCUGAUUGCGGUCGAGCAUUUGCAAGUCGCUAUCAUUUGAACAGACAUAUCAAGCUUCACGAGACACCACGGCCAUAUAAGUGCAGCUUUGGAAAUUGCACGGACUCCUUCGCAAAGCAUUCUCAGCUACGACGGCAUAUGUGCACGCACACUGGACAGAAGGCAUUCCCAUGUCCAGCAUGUGACAAAAGCUUCUCAACGUCCCAAAAGCUGAAACAGCACCUUCGCCUACAUUCGACAAAUCCGAGAUAUCAAUGCACGAUCUGUAACACAACCUGCCCUAAAUGGUCUCUCCUUCAGGCUCAUAUGAAAGAAGCGCAUAAACCUGUCUGUGACAUUUGCCAUAAAACCUUUUCGAGACGAGACGUUUUGAAAAAUCAUAUGAAAAUACAUGCGGUGGACAGGGAAUUGUGGGCUUGCGAGUGGGACGGUUGCGGGAAAGUCUUCACUAGCGCCAAAAUUCGCGCGAUACACGUUCGAUCUACACACGAAAAAGUCAAAGCCUUUCUGUGCAACCACGAUGGAUGCGGAGCCGAGUUCGCACAUAAACACCUUUUAGUUCGACAUCGCCGCUUACAUGAGACUUCCCCAACUGUGAGGAAGAAACGCUCAGACGCCAUUCCUCCUCCUACUCUUCUUGAGCACCUAACAGGUCACAAUUACGCUGGUGUUGAAACUGGACGGUCAAAACCAUGUCCUAUAGUGGGAUGUCGCUUUGCGUUCAGGCGGCAGUACGAUCUAGACCGACAUAUAAGGAGCGUGCAUAGACGUAUUGACGAAGCUGAUGUAAUUGACAAGGUAGUGAUGAUGGAUGGAGAUUCAGCGGCGAAAUGCACGGAUGAUAAACUUCUGUGGUCUAUGGGGAGUGAGAAAGGAGAAAGGGAACCGACGCGAAGGAAAAGUAUGCGAACAGCAGAGAAGAUGGAAGGGUUCUACGAUGAAGCAGAGCUAUGGUCGGAUUCUGACGAAGAGUUUAGACCAGAGAUUAGCGACAGCGAGGUGGGAGAUGAGGAUGACGAUUAGGAUUAGAAGCUUAGGCAGAAUGCAUCGUGUACCCCACACGUGAGAGUAGUCGAGAAUAAGAGCUACGCUAGAAUCGCUACAGCAGUGUGUAUUAUGAAGCGCUGCCAAUGCAACUGUAGC